Messenger RNA from Aureobasidium namibiae CBS 147.97, 1380 nucleotides. RefSeq names its product O-acetylhomoserine ami. The transcript has 4 exons. Gene Ontology annotation, molecular function: transferase activity, transferring alkyl or aryl (other than methyl) groups; pyridoxal phosphate binding. Lineage: Eukaryota; Fungi; Ascomycota; Dothideomycetes; Dothideales; Saccotheciaceae. The record is from RefSeq and is a predicted model, not a curated record. Bases 1 to 1380 code for a protein of 459 amino acids. Gene Ontology annotation, biological process: transsulfuration.
AUGGCUGGAGAAAAGACCCCUCAUUUUGAUACCUUGCAGCUGCAUGCUGGCCAUGAACCAGACAGUGCUACCAAUUCACGUGCUGUUCCUAUAUAUGCAACUACAUCCUAUGUCUUCAAUGACUCUGCACAUGGAGCUCGCCUAUUCGGCCUGAAGGAGUCAGGUAAUAUCUACAGCAGAAUUAUGAACCCUACUGUGGAUGUUCUCGAAAAGAGAAUCGCAGCCCUCGAAGGUGGUGCUGCAGCCGUUGCAGCAUCUUCUGGUCAAUCGGCCCAGUUCAUGGCCAUUGCGGCACUUGCUCAUGCAGGUGACAAUAUUGUCUCGACUUCCAACCUCUACGGUGGAACUUACAACCAGCUCAAGGUCUUUCUUCCGAGAUUGGGCAUCAAAACGAAGUUUGUGAACGGUGACAAUGCGGAUGACUUCAAGAAGGCUAUCGACGACAAGACUAAAGCUGUGUAUGUUGAGAGCAUUGGGAACCCGCGAUACAACGUACCCGACUUCGAAGCAAUCGUCAAGAUCGCGCAUGAAGCUGGUGUGCCGGUCAUUGUCGACAACACUUUCGGUGCCGGCGGAUACUUCUGUCGUCCUAUCGAUCAUGGAGUCGACAUUGUUGUCCACAGUGCUACCAAAUGGAUUGGCGGACAUGGCACUACUGUCGGAGGAAUUGUAGUCGAUGCUGGCCGCUUCGACUGGGGCACUCCCGAGGCAAGAAAGCGAUUUCCUGAGAUGAGUGAACCUUCGGAAGGUUUCCACGGCCUCAAAUUCUGGGAUGCUGUCGGCAAGCUAGCUUUCAUCGUUCGAGUCCGCGUGGAGAUACUUCGCGACGGCGGUAUGGCUCUCAACCCUUUCGCAGCCCAGCAACUUCUACUGGGUGUGGAGACUUUGAGUCUACGCUGCGAAAGACAUGCUCAGAACUCGCUUGCACUGGCACAGUGGCUUGAGAAGAAUGAGAACAUUUCCUGGGUCAGCUAUCCUGGUUUGAAGAGCCACGCUAGUCACGAGCUGGCCAAGAAGUACCUCCCAAGAGGUUUCGGAGGUGUGCUUUCCUUUGGUGUCAAGGGAGAUGCCAACGCCGGCAGUCAAGUUGUUGACAAUUUCAAAUUGAUAUCGAACCUUGCAAAUGUUGGCGAUGCAAAGACAUUGGCAAUCCAUCCUUGGAGUACCACUCACGAGCAAUUGAGCGACGAGGAAAAGAUCAACAGCGGAGUCACUGAGGACCUUAUCCGUAUUUCUGUUGGCAUCGAGCACAUUGACGACAUCAUCGCAGACUUUGAACAGUCUUUCGCAGCAUCCAAGGCUGGACCCAAAGGCGAAGAUCAUCCCGAAAAUGCUGACAAGAAGCCUGAUGCGGACGAGCCAACGAGACUCGAAGUGUAG